GAGCUAGCCCGGGGCCCGACCCUUCUCCCCGCGGCCCUUCGCUCUGCGCUGACCCCGCGGAACGCAGCGCCUAGUUGGGGCGCUGAGGGUCCCUCUACCCGGGACGCCGGCCCCUCCCCGGGCCUCUGCUCUCUUGCCCGCCCGCGAGUCCGUUCCCCUCGUCGGCUUCUCGGAUCGGGGACGUGGGCGAGCUGAGAGCAGGCCCGGGGAGGGUGGUCAACGCAGAGAAGACGUGGCUGUCAAGAUGAUAGAGGUACUGACAACUGACUCUCAGAAACUGCUACACCAGCUGAACACCCUGCUGGAACAGGAGUCUAGAUGUCAGCCAAAGGUCUGUGGCUUGAAACUAAUUGAGUCUGCACAUGAUAAUGGCCUCAGAAUGACUGCAAGGCUAAGGGACUUUGAAGUAAAAGAUCUACUCAGUCUAACUCAGUUCUUUGGCUUCGACACAGAGACAUUUUCCCUAGCUGUGAAUCUACUGGACAGAUUCUUGUCUAAAAUGAAGGUACAGGCGAAGCAUCUUGGGUGUGUUGGACUGAGCUGCUUUUAUUUGGCUGUGAAAUCGAUUGAAGAGGAAAGGAAUGUUCCAUUGGCCACUGAUUUGAUCAGAAUAAGUCAGUACAGGUUCACAGUUUCAGACUUGAUGAGAAUGGAAAAGAUUGUGUUGGAGAAAGUGUGUUGGAAAGUCAAAGCUACUACUGCCUUUCAAUUUCUGCAACUUUACUACUCACUCAUUCAAGAGAACUUACCAUUUGAAAGGAGAAAUGAUCUUAAUUUUGAAAGAUUAGAAGCCCAACUUAAGGCAUGCCACUGCAGGAUCAUAUUUUCUAAGGCAAAGCCUUCUGUGUUGGCACUGUCUAUCCUUGCUUUGGAGAUCCAAGCGCUGAAGUAUGUGGAGUUAACAGAGGGAAUAGAAUGUAUUCAAAAACAUUCCAAGAUAAAUGGCCGAGAUUUGACCUUCUGGCAAGAGCUUGUAUCCAAGUGUUUAACUGAAUAUUCAUCAAACAAGUGUUCUAAACCAAAUGUUCAGAAGUUAAAAUGGAUUGUGUCUGGACGCACUGCACGGCAACUGAAGCACAGUUACUAUAGAAUUGCUCACCUCCCAACAAUUCCUGAAACCAUCUCUUAGUUGAAAGAGCGAUAUACGUGGGUACCUGGCCUCCUGGUUGAGACGAGCUGAAACAUGGAUGCUAGGAACGCUGACCUGCCACAGAUGAAUACAACCAAUGGGAACGGGAGAAGUGUACCACCACAAACACAUGCUCCUACGGAAGUCCCCAUCCCUACAUCCUGACUGGUGGGAUAACUCAGCACAGAUGUUUGUGCUUUUAGAGCUCAAAAACUCUGAAAUAUUCUGGAUUGGGGUCGCAGCUCAGCUCCCAAGUCUGUUCUGUAGCCAUGAUUGAUCAGUUGCCACCUGAAUACAAGAUAUUUUCGUCAUAUGCUUAAAUACUUAACUAAGAUGAACAUUCAAGGAUGCGGUCAGCUCCUGGGCCUGUGCUGCUAUCCCUGACUGGUCAUUUUCUGCUGCCAAAUUCAAAUAAAGAUCUUGCUUUGCUGAA
Messenger RNA from Meriones unguiculatus (Mongolian gerbil), 1562 nucleotides. RefSeq names its product cyclin G1 (gene Ccng1). The record is from RefSeq and is a predicted model, not a curated record. Gene Ontology annotation, cellular component: cyclin-dependent protein kinase holoenzyme complex; cytoplasm; nucleus. Gene Ontology annotation, molecular function: cyclin-dependent protein serine/threonine kinase regulator activity. NCBI's taxonomy places the organism in Eukaryota, Metazoa, Chordata, Mammalia, Rodentia, Muridae. Gene Ontology annotation, biological process: mitotic cell cycle phase transition; regulation of cyclin-dependent protein serine/threonine kinase activity. Bases 245 to 1129 code for a protein of 294 amino acids. The transcript is spliced from 7 exons.